Molecule: messenger RNA, 7798 nt
Organism: Piliocolobus tephrosceles (Ugandan red Colobus)
Lineage: Eukaryota; Metazoa; Chordata; Mammalia; Primates; Cercopithecidae
Gene: MAP4K4
Product: mitogen-activated protein kinase kinase kinase kinase 4
Exons: 32
Coding region: 382-4329 (1315 amino acids)
Biological process (GO): protein phosphorylation
Cellular component (GO): cytosol
Molecular function (GO): ATP binding; protein kinase activity
Source: RefSeq, a predicted model, not a curated record
GCUCACUCGCUCAACUCUCGGCGCCGCCGCGGCCCCACGCUCCGGGCCCGUCCUCAAGGCGCGCGGCGCGGGGCGCGGGCGCCGGGGCCUGAGGCGGCGGGCGACGCCCGGGGGCCUGACGGCCGGCCCCGCGCCAUGGUGUGAGCGCCGCCGCCGCCCGCGCACGCUCCGUCCGCCCUCCGCGCGGCCCGGCCGGCCGAGAGCCCCGAGCGGCCCGAGAGCGCAGCCGAGCCCGCUGCCGCCGCCCCCGGCCCCGCGAGGAGAGUCCCGGGCCGGCCCGGCUGCCGCGCGAGGAGCGCCGUCGGCGGCCUGGUCUGCGGCUGAGAUACACAGAGCGACAGACCUUUAUUCUUAUCUGUUUUUUGGUGGCAAAAAGGGAAAAUGGCGAACGACUCCCCUGCAAAAAGUCUGGUGGACAUCGAUCUCUCCUCCCUGCGGGAUCCUGCUGGGAUUUUUGAGCUGGUGGAAGUGGUUGGAAAUGGCACCUAUGGACAAGUCUAUAAGGGUCGACAUGUUAAAACGGGUCAGUUGGCAGCCAUCAAAGUUAUGGAUGUCACUGAGGAUGAAGAGGAAGAAAUCAAACUGGAGAUAAAUAUGCUAAAGAAAUACUCUCAUCACAGAAAUAUUGCAACAUAUUAUGGUGCUUUCAUCAAAAAGAGCCCUCCAGGACAUGAUGACCAACUCUGGCUUGUUAUGGAGUUCUGUGGGGCUGGGUCCAUAACAGACCUUGUGAAGAACACGAAAGGGAACACACUCAAAGAAGACUGGAUCGCUUACAUCUCCAGAGAAAUCCUGAGGGGACUGGCACAUCUUCACAUUCAUCACGUGAUUCACCGGGAUAUCAAGGGCCAGAAUGUGUUGCUGACUGAGAAUGCAGAGGUGAAACUUGUUGACUUUGGUGUGAGUGCUCAGCUGGACAGGACAGUGGGGCGGAGAAAUACGUUCAUAGGCACUCCCUACUGGAUGGCUCCUGAGGUCAUCGCCUGUGAUGAGAACCCAGAUGCCACCUAUGAUUACAGAAGUGAUCUUUGGUCUUGUGGCAUUACAGCCAUCGAGAUGGCAGAAGGUGCUCCUCCUCUCUGUGACAUGCAUCCAAUGAGAGCACUGUUUCUCAUUCCCAGAAACCCUCCUCCCCGGCUGAAGUCAAAAAAAUGGUCGAAGAAAUUUUUUAGUUUUAUAGAAGGGUGCCUGGUGAAGAAUUACAUGCAGCGGCCCUCUACAGAGCAGCUUUUGAAACAUCCUUUUAUAAGGGAUCAGCCAAAUGAAAGGCAAGUUAGAAUCCAGCUUAAGGAUCAUAUAGAUCGUACCAGGAAGAAGAGAGGCGAGAAAGAUGAGACUGAGUAUGAGUACAGUGGGAGUGAGGAAGAAGAGGAGGAAGUGCCUGAACAGGAAGGAGAGCCAAGUUCCAUUGUGAACGUGCCUGGUGAGUCAACUCUUCGUCGAGAUUUCCUGAGACUGCAGCAGGAGAACAAGGAACGUUCUGAGGCUCUUCGGAGACAACAGUUACUACAGGAACAACAGCUCCGGGAGCAGGAAGAAUAUAAAAGGCAACUGCUGGCGGAGAGACAAAAGCGGAUUGAGCAGCAGAAAGAACAGAGGCGACGGCUAGAAGAGCAACAAAGGAGAGAGCGUGAAGCUAGAAGGCAGCAGGAACGUGAACAGCGAAGGAGAGAACAAGAAGAAAAGAGGCGUCUGGAGGAGUUGGAGAGAAGGCGCAAAGAAGAAGAGGAGAGGAGACGGGCAGAAGAAGAAAAGAGGAGAGUUGAAAGAGAACAGGAGUAUAUCAGGCGACAGCUAGAAGAGGAGCAGCGGCACUUGGAAGUCCUUCAGCAGCAGCUGCUCCAGGAGCAGGCCAUGUUACUGGAGUGCCGAUGGCGGGAGAUGGAGGAGCACCGGCAGGCAGAGAGGCUCCAGAGGCAGUUGCAACAAGAACAAGCAUAUCUCCUGUCUCUACAGCAUGACCAUAGGAGGCCGCACCCGCAGCACUCGCAGCAGCCGCCACCACCGCAGCAGGAAAGGAGCAAGCCAAGCUUCCAUGCUCCCGAGCCCAAAGUCCACUACGAGCCUGCCGACCGAGCGCGAGAGGUGGAAGAUAGAUUUAGGAAAACUAACCACAGCUCCCCUGAAGCCCAGUCUAAGCAGACAGGCAGAGUAUUGGAGCCACCAGUGCCUUCCCGAUCAGAGUCUUUUUCCAAUGGCAACUCCGAGUCUGUGCAUCCCGCCCUGCAGAGACCAGCGGAGCCACAGGUUCCUGUGAGAACAACAUCUCGUUCCCCUGUUCUGUCCCGUCGAGAUUCCCCACUGCAGGGCAGUGGGCAGCAGAAUAGCCAGGCAGGACAGAGAAACUCCACCAGCAGUAUUGAGCCCAGGCUUCUGUGGGAGAGAGUGGAGAAGCUGGUGCCCAGACCUGGCAGUGGCAGCUCCUCAGGGUCCAGCAACUCAGGAUCCCAGCCCGGGUCUCACCCUGGGUCUCAGAGUGGCUCCGGGGAACGCUUCAGAGUGAGAUCGUCAUCCAAGUCUGAAGGCUCUCCAUCUCAGCGUCUGGAAAAUGCAGUGAAAAAACCUGAAGAUAAAAAAGAAGUUUUCAGACCCCUCAAGCCUGCUGGCGAAGUGGAUCUGACCGCACUGGCCAAAGAGCUUCGAGCGGUGGAAGAUGUACGGCCCCCUCACAAAGUGACGGACUACUCCUCAUCCAGUGAGGAGUCGGGGACGACGGAUGAGGAGGACGACGAUGUGGAGCAGGAAGGGGCCGACGAGUCCACCUCGGGACCAGAGGACACCAGAGCAGCGUCAUCUCUGAAUUUGAGCAAUGGUGAAACGGAAUCUGUGAAAACCAUGAUUGUCCAUGAUGAUGUAGAAAGUGAGCCGGCCAUGACCCCAUCCAAGGAGGGCACUCUAAUCGUCCGCCAGAGUACAGUUGACCAAAAGCGUGCCAGCCAUCAUGAGAGCAAUGGCUUUGCCGGUCGCAUUCACCUCUUGCCAGAUCUCUUACAGCAAAGCCAUUCCUCCUCCACUUCCUCCACCUCCUCCUCCCCAUCCUCCAGCCAGCCGACACCCACCAUGUCCCCACAGACACCCCAGGACAAGCUCACUGCUAAUGAGACUCAGUCCGCUAGUAGCACACUCCAGAAACACAAAUCUUCCUCCUCCUUUACACCUUUUAUAGACCCCAGAUUACUACAGAUUUCUCCAUCUAGUGGAACAACAGUGACUUCUGUGGUGGGAUUUUCCUGUGAUGGGAUAAGACCGGAAGCCAUAAGGCAAGAUCCUACCCGGAAAGGCUCAGUGGUCAAUGUGAAUCCUACCAACACUAGGCCACAGAGUGAUACCCCAGAGAUUCGUAAAUACAAGAAGAGGUUUAACUCUGAAAUUCUGUGUGCUGCCUUAUGGGGAGUGAAUUUGCUAGUGGGUACAGAGAGUGGCCUGAUGCUGCUGGACAGAAGUGGCCAAGGGAAGGUCUAUCCUCUGAUUAACCGAAGACGAUUUCAACAAAUGGACGUACUUGAGGGCUUGAAUGUCUUGGUGACAAUAUCUGGCAAAAAGGAUAAGUUACGUGUCUACUAUUUGUCCUGGUUAAGAAAUAAAAUACUUCACAAUGAUCCAGAAGUUGAGAAGAAGCAGGGAUGGACAACCGUAGGGGAUUUGGAAGGAUGUGUACAUUAUAAAGUUGUAAAAUAUGAAAGAAUCAAAUUUCUGGUGAUUGCUUUGAAGAGUUCUGUGGAAGUCUAUGCGUGGGCACCAAAGCCAUAUCACAAAUUUAUGGCCUUUAAGUCAUUUGGAGAAUUGGUACAUAAGCCAUUACUGGUGGAUCUCACUGUUGAGGAAGGCCAGAGGUUGAAAGUGAUCUAUGGAUCCUGUGCUGGAUUCCAUGCUGUUGAUGUGGAUUCCGGAUCAGUCUAUGACAUUUAUCUACCAACACACGUAAGAAAGAACCCACACUCUAUGAUCCAGUGUAGCAUCAAACCCCAUGCAAUCAUCAUCCUCCCCAAUACAGAUGGAAUGGAGCUUUUGGUGUGCUAUGAAGAUGAGGGGGUUUAUGUAAACACAUAUGGAAGGAUCACUAAGGAUGUAGUUCUACAAUGGGGAGAGAUGCCUACGUCAGUAGCAUAUAUUCGAUCCAAUCAGACAAUGGGCUGGGGAGAGAAGGCCAUAGAGAUCCGAUCUGUGGAAACUGGUCACUUGGAUGGUGUGUUCAUGCACAAAAGGGCUCAAAGACUAAAAUUCUUGUGUGAACGCAAUGACAAGGUGUUCUUUGCCUCUGUUCGGUCUGGUGGCAGCAGUCAGGUUUAUUUCAUGACCUUAGGCAGGACUUCUCUUCUGAGCUGGUAGAAGCAGUGCGAUCCAGGGAUUACUGGCCUCCAGAGUCUUCAAGAUCCUGAGAACUUGGAAUUCCUUGUAACUGGAGCUUGGAGCUGCACCGAGGGCAACCAGGACAGCUGUGUGUGCAGACCUCAUGUGUUGGGUUCUCUCCCCUCCUUCCUGUUCCUGUUUUACCAGUUUAUCCCCAUUCUUUUUUUUUUUUUUUUUCUUACUCCAAAAUAAAUCAAGGCUGCAAUGCAGCUGGUGCUGUUCAGAUUCUACCAUCAGGUGCUAUAAGUGUUUGGGAUUGAGCAUCAUACUGGAAAGCAAACACCUUUCCUCCAGCUCCAGAAUUCCUUGUCUCUGAAUGACUCUGUCUUGUGGGUGUCUGACAGUGGCGACGAUGAACAUGCUGUUGGUUUUAUUGGCAGUGGGCACAAGGAGGUGAGAAGUGGUGGUAAAAGGAGCAGAGUGCUGAAGCAGAGAGCAGAUUUAAUAUAGUAACAUUAACAGUGUAUUUAAUUGACAUUUCUUUUUUGUAAUGUGACAAUAUGUGGACAAAGAAGAAGAUGCAGGUUUAAGAAGUUAAUAUUUAUAAAAUGUGAAAGACACAGUUACUAGGAUAACUUUUUUGUGGGUGGGGCUUGGGAGAUGGGGUGGGGUGGGUUAAGGGGUCCCAUUUUGUUUCUUUGGAUUUGGGGUGGGGGGUCCUGGCCAAGAACUCAGUCAUUUUUCUGUGUACCAGGUUGCCUAAAUCAUGUGCAGAUGGUUCUAAAAAAAAAAAAAAAAGGAAAAAAAAAAAGAAAAAGAAAACGUGUGCAUUUUGUAUAAUGGCCAGAACUUUGUUGUGUGACAGUAUUAGCACUGCCUCAGUUAAAGGUUUAAUUUUUGUUUAAACCUAGAAGUGCAACAACAGUUUUACCACAGUCUGCACUUGCAGAAGAAAGAAAAAAGUUCAAACCACGUGUUUAUUUUUUUUGCCUACCUCAUUGUUCUUAAUGCAUUGAGAGGUGAUUUAGUUUAUAUGUUUUUGGAAGAAACCAUUAAUGUUUAAUUUAAUCUUAAUACCAAAACGACCAGAUUGAAGUUUGACUUUUAUUGUCACAAGUCAGCAGGCACAAGAACUGUCCAUGAAGAUGGGAAAUAGCCUUAAGGCUGAUGCAAUUUACUUCCAAGUUUAGAAAGCAGAAUGCUUUGUUUUCACCAGAUUCAGCAUUAAAGGUUGAUGGGGCAACUGCAGCCCAUGACACAAGAGAUCUCAUUGUUCUCGAUGUGGGGGGUGGGUGGUAGCAGACAGGUGGUCACAUUAGAAUAGUCACACAAACUGUUCAGUGUUGCAGGAACCUUUUCUUGUGGGCGGGGGAGUUUCCCUUUUUUAAAAAUGCAAUGCACUAAAACUAUUUUAAGAAUGUAGUUAAUUCUGCUUAUUCAUGAAGUCGGCAUCUUCUGUGUUUUAGGUGUAAUACCGAAGUCCUGGCUUUUCUCGUUUUCUCACUUGCUCUCUUGUUCUCUGUUUUUUAAACCAAUUUUACUUUAUGAAUAUAUUCAUGACAUUUGUAAUAAAUGUCUUGAGAAAGAAUCUGUUUCAUGGCUUCAUGGUCAUCACUCAGCUCCCCUAAGGAUGUUACCGUCUCAGAAAAAGAUCAGGGCUCUGUGUCCCAGUCCUGCCAUCUUUCUUUCCUCUUGUCGAGUUCCGAGUGGAAAUACUGCAUUAUGGCUGCUUGAACCUCAGUCAUCAAAAGAAACUUGCUGUUUUUUAGGCUUAAUCUUCUUCCUUUGUGGUUAAUUUUCCUGUAUAUUGUGAAAAUGGGGGAUUUCCCCUCUGCCCCCACCCACCUAAACACAGCAGCCAUUUGUACCUGUUUGCUUCCCAUCCCACUUGGCACCCACUCUGGCCCCUGUCAGUUUCCUCUUCCUGGUUCAGUAUUUUUGAAAAAGGCCCUCCUUUGAGCUACAAACAUCUGGUGAGACAAGUACAUCCCCCCGUGAAUGCAGACACAGCAGCUGGUGGUUUUGUGUAUACCCAUAAAGGCAAGAUAAGCUGAGAAGCCUUACUUUUUGGGGAGGGAAAAGAAGAUGGAAAUGGAUGUUUCAUUUGUAUGAAUUUGGAGCAGUGCUGAAGGCCAAAGCCGCCCACUGGUUUGUAAUUAACCUAGAGAAGGUUGAAAAGUGAAUCCUACCUUUAAAGGGAUUUGAGGUAGGCUGGAUUCCAUCGCCACAGGACUUUAGUUAGAAUUAAAUUCCUGCUUGUGAUUUAUAUCCAUGUUUAGGCUUUUCAUAAGAUGAAACAUGCCACAGUGAACACACUUGUGUACAUAUCAAGAGAAGAAGGAAAGGCACAGGUGACUGUGGCUCCUUUCCUGGCUUUAGAGAACAAUAAAAGGUGGGCAGAUGUCUUUGAAGAAAUGCUCAGUGUUUGAUGUUAAGUGGAAGAAGGCAGAGAACAAAGAAUGUGGCAUCGUGGUCUUACAUUAUCCAGAGACUUGAAGCUGCACAUCUGUAAGUCAAGGGUUACACAAAACAUGCAAAUGGUGUUUCAUUGGAAUUACCAAGUGCUUAGAACUUGAGGAAAACUCGCUUUCCCAUAGGUGGUGAAGGGGUCUGAGCUCACACCGAGUUGUGCUUGCCCUGCUUGUGUAGCUCCAGGCACCCCGUGGGCACUGUCUUGGUGUUUGUGGUGAACUGAAUGGAAUCCAUUGUUGGACUUAAGUUACUGAAAUUGGACCACCCUUUGUCCCUCUAGGUGGGGGCUUCCUGGUCUGUGCUUUACUUGCCUUUUUUCCUUCCCUUUUUAGCCUCACCCCCUUGUAAACCAGAUUGAGUUGCUAUAGCUUGAUGCAGGUACCCAGUGAAGUUUCUCCAUAAAAGAUUGGGAGUCGUUGAAAUGUUUAGAUUCUUUUAGGAAAGGAGUUAUUUUCCCCCCUUUUACAGGGUAGUGACUUCUCCACAGAAGUGCCAAUAUGGCAAAAUUACACGAGAAAACAGUAUCGUAAUGAUACCAUUACAUACGGAACAUUGAACUGUUACAGGAGUGCUCUUCCAAACAAAACAAAAAUGUCUCUAGGUUUACUCAAAGCUUUCGUAAGUAAUAACCUUUCUGUAUUGAAAUCAGAGUAACCCUUUCUGUAUUGAGUGCAGUGUUCUUACUUUUUUCUCAUGCACAUGUUAAUGUUGGAGAAAAUGUUUACAAAAAUGAUUUUGUUACACUAAUGCGCACCACAUAUUUAUGGUUUAUUUUAAGUGAUUUUUUUUUUAUGGGUUAUUUAGGUUUUCGUCUUAGUUGUAGCACACUUACCCUAAUUUUGCCAAUUAUUAAUUUGCUAAAUAGUAAUACAAAUGACAAACUGCAUUAAAUUUACUAAUUAUAAAAGCUGCAAAGCAGACUGGUGGCAAGUACACAGCCCUUUUUUUUGCAGUGCUAACUUGUCUACUGUGUAUUAUGAAAAUUACUGUUGUCCCCCCAACCUUUUUUCCUUAAAUAAAGUAAAAAUGACACCUA